This is a messenger RNA of Limulus polyphemus (Atlantic horseshoe crab), 4148 nucleotides long. Its product is annotated as receptor-type tyrosine-protein phosphatase mu-like. The annotation marks the transcript as partial. Gene Ontology annotation, biological process: protein dephosphorylation. The record is from RefSeq and is a predicted model, not a curated record. The transcript is spliced from 32 exons. Gene Ontology annotation, molecular function: protein binding; protein tyrosine phosphatase activity. Lineage: Eukaryota; Metazoa; Arthropoda; Merostomata; Xiphosura; Limulidae.
GGAUAAAAACUGUGAAACAGUAUGUCCUAACACCAACUAUGGAAUUAACUGUAAUAAAACCUGUAUAUGCAAGAAUGGUGGCCAUUGUAAUCGAAUGAAUGGAAGCUGUACAUGUGAGGGGCGAUGGAGAGGAAAGAUAUGUACAGAAAAUAUUCCACAGAUUGUUGCAGCUUCUGAUGAGGAAGUUAACACUGGGCAGCCCAAAUACAUUUCUUGUACAGCUGAUGCCAUCCCUCCUCCUUCUGUGCAAAUCAAUUCGAGCCAAUUAUCUAGUAUAAACUCUGAAGUUCGGGAACUUAACAAGAACCAGUAUCAAGCUGUCGUCAAAGUUACUGUUGCAAAGGCUGAUGAUGUGGAUUUUUUCUGCAUUGCAAGCAAUGAUCAUGGAUUUGUUAAAAAGACUUUUACCUUGCAUGUCAUUGACCCUCCUGUGCUCAAAGAUAAGCCAAAAGUACUUGAUGUGAAUUCCACGUCUGUUGUAGUAGGUUGGCUACCAUGGGAAUUUGAAAAAGAUAAUGGUGGAGUAAAAUCAGAUAGAGCUGAUUAUAUGGUAGUUUAUCGUGAAAAGCUAGAAACACAGUGGCAUAAACUAGACUCCUGGCAACCAGGACUGAGUGCCACUAUUCCAAACUUGCUGCCUGAUACAGAAUAUGAAGUGGCUGUUAGAUGUCGACGACAAGGUCGUGGAGGGGAUGGAAAACCUAGUCCAAGUGUUUCUGUUCAUACAUUAUGUGGAAAAUCAAAUCCUAAUGGAAUCCCUCAAGAUUUUCAUGGUGUGGUGAUCAAUACUACAUCCAUUCAACUACUUUGGAAUCCUCCAAUGCUGUCAGAUUUGCAAUGCCAUCUAUUGGCUUAUAGACUUCGGUUUUGGAAGACAUUGGAUAGCCUUUCGGUACAACAUGUUGAGAUAAAUAGUUCUGAAGAAAGUUUUAUAAUUACCAACCUUACUGCCUAUUCUAACUAUACACUUCAGCUGUACCCACUGACCUCUAGUGGCUUAGGAUCUUACUAUGCUUCUCUAAAUAUCAUCACACCAGAGUCAGUGCCAGGUCCAGUCCAAAAUCUUACCUAUCAUCAUUUACCUAAUCCAUACAACCUGUUACUAACUUGGGAUAUUCCAUAUGAAGUUCAUGGCAACCUUAAAAACUACCUCAUCAACUAUGAUUUCAUUGGUAUAAGAGAUUGUGGAACUUCUUCUAUAGAGGAUACUGACUCGAGUAAUUUUACAACCAUGACCACUCAAAACAAACAGAUAACUAUAUCGGAUCUCCAUUCUUACUCCAACUAUUAUAUCACUGUUCGUGCUAGUACAGCAGCUGGCUUUGGAAAUGUAAAGGAAUUGUAUGCUGUCACUAAAGAAGCAGCACCAUCUGGUGUUCCUCAGAAUGUUCGAAUUAUGACAGUAGAUAAAAAUGUACUAGAGUUUCACUGGGAUCCAGUACCUUGUGACCAGUCCAAUGGGAAGAUUAUUAAUUAUGAAUAUGCUAUUCAGCAUGUCCCUCACUUCAGAUCAAACAAAACUAGAACAAAAAGGAAGAUGCUAAAACGAAGCUCGGUGGUAAGAAUAUCCAAAACAAAUGGAACUACUGCACGUCUAACAGGACUUGUGCCUUUUGAAACGUAUACUUUUGUUGUUCGAGGAUAUACUAAAGUUGGUGCUGGACCUUUCUCAAACAAAAUAUUUCAGAAAACUGCAGAUGAUGUACCACCAGCACCAUCAUUGUUACUUGUUGAAAAAAGCGAUCGACAUAUGACACUGAGAAUAAAACCACCUAACCCAGCAUAUGGCGUGAUUCUACAAUAUAAUUUAUCGUACUCGACUGCAGAAAACCAAUCUUAUGACACAAGAUUUCUCUUGAUCAACAGCAUGGUUCAAAAUGAUAAUGAUACUGGUGCCAGCAAAAUUUAUCAGCUGCAAAAUUUGCUACCAUAUACCCAAUAUUUUAUCAAGACUCAAGCAUCUACCAGAGUUGGCUGGGGUUACUGGAGUGAAACUGUUACUGUUCUUACUGAGGAGAGCUUGCCUGGACCUCCUACACAGAUUAAACUGGUAUCGAGGACAAAUAGUAGCAUAGAAAUUUCAUGGGCCCCACCUAAUAAACCUAAUGGUAUCAUUACAAUGUAUCAGGUGAAGUGUCAACCCAUGUCUACAGCUGAUCCACAGUAUCAAUUAGAGAAAUUAAUAGUUGACUCCAUCAAUGUCAGUGCUACAAGAAGAUCAUAUGAGUUUACACAUCUUCAUCACAGCACAGCAUAUCAGUUCCAGGUGUGGGCUUUUACUCAAGUUGGUUAUGGACAAGAAGUUGAAGCAGUAUACUGGACAGAAUUUGCUGAAAUUGAUGCACCUCCAAAAGCAAUUAUUUUGAAUGAUUAUGUGACUGAAAGUAGUGUGCCUAUUAUUUUCACACCAGCAGACCAUAUUGGAGUGAAAAAAUAUCAGAUAAUUGUUGAGAAAGCUGACAAUAAAGCUGGUAUUGAUGAGACAAAACUUCAGGAUUAUAAAGGCAGUGUGGAAAACAAUAUUACUUAUUACAUAACAGCAGAGUUGGAUGCAAGUGAAGUUUCAAAACAUCGUAGGUUUUAUUUUAUUGUUGGAGAUGAAAAAAACUAUGGUAGAUUUAUGAACGUGGCCUUGAGGACUGGUGAAAGGUACAACAUCAGAAUACGUACAAUUGCCCAGCUUGACAUGGAAGAGAAGUCAAGAUCAGCUAUAUCAUUUCCACAGUCCUCUGUUAAGGUUGGAGGUCCUGAAAUACAGAAGGAUGAAAGACAUAUACUAGGAAUGCCUUGGCUAUAUCUUAUGUUCAUAAUGUUAGGGAUAUUUGUAUUUUUAGCAGUAAUGUUCCUAUUCCUUGGCCUAUUCUUCAGCAGACGCAAGAAAAGUGUACAGUGUCACAAAACAACCAAUGGCUUUGCCCAACCUGAAAUAUCUGAUGCAAUGACCUGGUCUGUCACUUACAAAGUACCUGAAUGUCAAGCAACAGACAGCCCUCUAGUGGAAACUUCUCAGCCUAUCAUUCUUAGCAGAGAAAAUGGUUCACUUACAAAACGUGGAAAAGGAAAGUCAGUUCACAGCUCUACAUCAAUUCUAGUGGGAAAACUACCAGAUUAUAUCUUCAAGAAAAACACUACUGUUACAUCGACCUUUUCUGAUGAGUUUAAUUCACUCUUAGGAGGACAAACAUCACAAUGGAGUGAAGCAAAAAAGGCAGAAAAUGUAAAGAAGAACCGGUAUGGCAACCUUCUUCCAUACGAUCGUUGUCGUGUAAUCCUUGAGCCCUUACAAGGGGUAACCUCUUCUGACUAUAUUAAUGCAAGUUACAUUGAUGGUUACAACAGUACAAAGGAGUAUAUUGCAACACAAGGUCCAAAAGAAAACACUUCUUUGGACUUCUGGAGGAUGGUGUGGCAGGAGAAUUCCUCUGUUAUUGUCAUGGUGACUAGUUUAAUUGAAAGUGGAAAAAGAAAAUGUGCCAAAUAUUGGCCCGAUGACAGCAUUCAGUAUGGAGAUUUACAGGUAUUGUUAAUUCAUACAGAGACGUGUAUGGAUUUCAUGAUACGCACCAUCUUGCUGAGAAAAAACAGAGAAACAAGAAGAGUUCGUCAUUAUCAGUUUUUAGACUGGCCUGAUAAUGGAAUUCCCUCAAAUGCUGCAUCAUUGAUCAUGCUACAACGCAGAAUCCGAACAGAUAAUCCUGAUAACAAAAGCCCAAUUAUUGUUCAUUGCAGUGCAGGUAUAGGAAGAUCUGGAACUUUUAUUGCCAUUGAUGCAUUACGGAAUCAAGCAAAUGAAGAAUAUCAAGUUGAUGUGUUCAGUUUUGUGAACAAGAUGAGAAUGCAACGGAUAAACAUGGUGCCGACUUUGGAACAGUAUACUUUCAUUUAUGAAGUUCUUUCAGAAGCAGUAUUAUGUGGUGAUACAAUGGUGAUGGCUGACCAACUUCACAUGUAUGUUCGACAUAUAUGUUCCCCACAACCAAACACAGAUAUAUCAGAAAUAAAGCAGCAAUUUGAGACUUUGUCCAAGAUCCAACAGAAGACUAGCAUAAGCCAGUGCUCUGAUGCUUUGAAUGAUAUAAAUAUUUUGAAGAACAGAGAUCCAAUGAUAGUUCCUUGUAAGUGCCAUAAACAGUUAUGUACUUAUACAA